AGCUGAAUGCAUUGUGAUUUCCAAUAAUUGAGACAGUGAUUCUAAAAAAACUGUCUACAUUAAUGAAAAGAACAAUGUAGUCAUCUUAGCAUAUUCAACACUGGUACAUGGUCAAUACAGGGAUUUUUGUAUUCUUCUAAAUAUUGUGUGCAAUGUGCUUCUGCAUGCCUUUUUAGCUGAAAGUUUAUGAGAAAUAGUUGCCAAAACAGUCAGGGUGACCCAUAGAGCAGUUGUAUUUAGUAAUUCAUAAGACACAGUCAACAUGGAGAUGGAUGACAUAUUACCCCCCUUACCGUUGGAGCCACCUGAUGAUUUGAACUCAGAAGGCCUUAAUGGUAAAGCGCAGCCUCCAACACCCCCCCUGCAAACGUCCAGUGACGCAGAGGAAAUGGACGUUAGCUCUGGUGGUGAUGGACACACACACACCACAGCAGGGGGCCAGGGCCUCCAAACCAAGGGCUCCAUAACCUUCAUUAAUAACCUGUCAGAUGAGGCCGAACCUAGCACCUCGUGCCCUAGAACAGCCCGCCACGCACCUCCUGUCACCAAGUUCCUGCCAGACCUCAAAUUACUCAGAGACAUUAAGAUCAGUGUCAGUGUCGUAGAUACCAGCAGGAGCAAAGAUAGGAAGGUGCUGUACACAGGGAUAGGUCAGGAGGGUGGUGGUGAAGGGGAGACCAGCACAGAGGGCCUUAAUGGUGAGUUUUAUGAUGCUGAUACAGAGCCAGGGGCUGUGGAUGGUAGCUCAGGGGGAGGAGGCAGAGGGGAGGAGGCAGAGGCAGACCUGGAGAACAAAGUGGAGUUUGCGGUCCUAGAUGAGCUGGAGGACUUCAGUCAGGACUUCCUGGACACAGAGGAUGUGCAGCAGGGGGGGUUCAGGUCAGAGGUCAUAGUUCAACAGGAUCAUGCUGACGAAGAGAACCUAAAUAUAUCCUAUGAGGAGGACUUUGACAAUGAUGUAGAUGCUCUGCUGGAGGAGGGCAUGCCCGUGCCCAAAAAGAUGCGCCUGGCAGAGGGGGCUGUUGAGUAUGCAGGAGACAGUGAUCACGCAUCCGACAGGGAUGUGGAGGGAGGUGUUCAGCCCAUGAUGACCAAAAUUAAGACAGUCCUGAAGAGUCGUGGGCGUCCACCCACUGAGCCACUACCUGACGGAUGGAUCAUGACAUUCCAUAACUCUGGCAUUCCAGUCUACCUGCACAGAGAGACCAGAGUGGUGACCUGGUCCAGACCUUACUUUCUGGGGUCCGGGAGCAUUAGGAAACACGACCCUCCCACCAGUAGCAUCCCCUGCCUGCACUAUAGGAAGAUGAAGGAUCACGAGGAGAGGGAACAGAACGGAGAGGUGACGCCCAACGCUGAAGUGUCUCCGGUGAAGCCUGGGGAGGAGGCAGACUCCGUGGAGAGACCAGACGAGCCUGACUCCACUGCCCAGGAGGACCCUACUACUGUGGGCCUGGGGGAAGGACAGGUGGAGGCGGAGAUAGAGACAGGCCUGGUCACAGAGGGGACCACAAAAGGGUGUCCUGUCCUGCAUGGCAAGAUGCCCCACUCCUGUGAGAUGGCCCAGGGGGCUCUGGGACAGGUCAGGGCCAAGGUGGAGGUGUGCAAAGAUGAAUCGAUAGAAAUUGAGGAGUUCCGCAGCUACCUGGAGAAGUGCUUUGACUUUGAACAAGUGACCGUGAAGAAGUUCCGUACCUGGGCAGAGCGCAGGCAGUUCAACAGGGACAUCAAGAGGAAACAGGCUGAGUCAGAAAGACCCAUUCUGCCUGCCAACCAGAAACUCAUCACUCUGUCUGUAUCAGAUACCCCCACCAAGAAAGAGUUUGUCAUUAACCCAAAUGGGAAAUCUGAAGUUUGCAUCCUACAUGAAUAUAUGCAACGUGUCUUAAAGGUCCGACCUGUUUACAACUUUUUUGAAUGUGAGAACCCAAGUGAACCCUUUGGAGCCUCCGUCAUAAUAGAGGGAGUGACAUAUGGCACAGGAACUGCAAGCAGUAAAAAACUUGCCAAGAAUAAAGCUGCUCGAGCCACACUGGAGAUUCUCAUCCCUGACUUUGUGAAGCAGACGUCUGAGGAGAAGCUUGUAGAAGGGGAUGAACUGGAGUAUUUUAAUCAUAUCAGUAUUGAAGAUUCAAGGGUGUACGAACUGACCAAUAAAGCAGGCUUACUCUCGCCAUAUCAGAUUCUACACGAGUGCCUUAAGAGAAACCAUGGAAUGGGUGACACCAGCAUCAAGUUUGAGGUGAUCCCAGGAAAGAACCAGAAGAGUGAAUAUGUGAUGACGUGUGGAAAGCAUACCGUGCGCGGAUGGUGCAAGAAUAAACGUGUGGGGAAGCAGCUGGCGUCUCAGAAGAUCCUACAGAUGCUGCACCCUCACGUGAAGAACUGGGGGUCACUGCUCCGCAUGUAUGGCAGAGAGAGCAAUAAGAUGGUAAAAAAGGAAAAUUCAGACAAGAGUGUGAUUGAACUUCAGCAGUAUGCCAAAAAGAACAGGCCAAAUCUUCACAUCCUGAACAAACUGCAAGAGGAGAUGAGGAAACUGGCUAAGGAGAGGGAGGAAACCAGGAAGAAGCCCAAGAUGACCAUAAUGGAGUCAGCCCAGCCUGGUAGUCAGCCCCUCUGCACUGUUGACGUCUAGGAACCAUCACUGCAACCAAUCUAACAUGGCACUGACCAAUGGUAGCCAUAGUCACUGUCCGAUUUUAAAAGCCACUCCACCAAUCUAUCAUCCAAUUAUGCAUCAUUGUAAAAUGGCAAUAGAACUGGACAUUUGUAGUAUAGCGGUGGUCAUCUUCUUAGCACUGUUUAUUAUUUUACUCCAAAGGUAUUUUUGAUUCAUUGUUAGUGGGUAGGAAUAGGACAAAUGCACUAACAGACAGUAGAGUUAACACCAUCUACCUCUAGAUGCAAUCUCUACACAGUGGCAUUUCUAUAAAUUGAACCUUAGGGGUUGCAGACAGAUCGGUUGAGAUGACUUGACAUGUAUCUAUGAUCCACAAGAAAUUGUCAGCCUGUUUACUGUGCGUAGUAAUAACUGCUGACAACCACUAGACCCCUCACCCCUCCAUUUAUAUUGCAUUGAUUGAAUUUAUUAUAUUCUCCAAAUAUAUAUAUAUAUAUAUAUAACCUAAAGUACCUGAGACUGAACAUUCCUAACAGGUUUCCUUGUAUACUUAAAGCAUUGCCUAUUCUCACGGAUUAGUUUGCUCUCUCUGCUUUUGCUAUACAGGUACGCCGUGGGAAAGUAAUUUAUAUGCUGUUGUCAUUGGACAUUAUUGAUAAUUGAUGUCAUGUAUAAUUUGGAUGGUGAUUGGGGUUUUUGAGUAUGCUUUGGCUAAAGAAAGGCCAACUUAUGUUUUCAUUUGCUUGUGAACCUGUUAAGAAAAAAGUUAUAUAUUCAAAUGCAUCGUUUGCUGUCCACUCAUAUACUUGGUUUUGGGGUUUAUUUAUUUUUUGUUAUUUUCUUACUUUUAACCUUUUUUCUCCCCAAUUUUGUGGUAUUCAAUUGGUAGUUACAGUCUUGUCUCAUCAUUGCAACUACCGUACGGACUCAGAGGCGAAGGUCGAGAGCCAUGCGUCCUCCGAAACAUGACCCAACCAAGCCGCACCAAUGUGUCGGAGGAAACACCGUGUAUGCACCCGGCCCGCCAC
This is a messenger RNA of Salvelinus namaycush (lake trout), 3651 nucleotides long. RefSeq names its product microprocessor complex subunit DGCR8-like. NCBI's taxonomy places the organism in Eukaryota, Metazoa, Chordata, Actinopteri, Salmoniformes, Salmonidae. The transcript is spliced from 13 exons. Gene Ontology annotation, biological process: primary miRNA processing. Bases 263 to 2638 code for a protein of 791 amino acids. Gene Ontology annotation, cellular component: microprocessor complex. The record is from RefSeq and is a predicted model, not a curated record. Gene Ontology annotation, molecular function: primary miRNA binding; double-stranded RNA binding; identical protein binding.